AUGGCAGCAGCAAUGGUACUGAACACACAUGAAGAACAUCAGAAGCACAAGACUAAGGGAGGAGAGACAGUUAUGGAGCACAUCACCAAGCAUCCGCUACAGAACAGGUGGGCCUUAUGGUUUUUCAAAAAUGACAAGAGCAAAACCUGGCAGAAUAACUUGCGGCUUGUUACCAAGUUUGAUACUGUGGAAGACUUCUGGGCGCUAUAUAGUCAUAUCCAACUAGCUAGCAAGCUGACGUCUGGCUGUGACUACUCUCUUUUCAAAGAUGGUAUUGAACCCAUGUGGGAAGAUAACUGGAACAAGCACGGUGGUCGUUGGCUUAUCACAUUGGCCAAGCAGCAGCGGCAUACAGAACUUGACCGUUUCUGGUUAGAGACUUUGCUGUGCUUGAUUGGAGAUAUGUUCUGUGACUACAGUGAUGAUGUCUGUGGGGCAGUCAUCAAUAUUCGUGCCAAAGGGGACAAAAUUGCCAUUUGGACCCGGGAGGCAGAGAACCGGGAUGGAGUAAUUCAUAUUGGGCGUGUGUAUAAGGAACACCUGGGCCUCUCUUCAAAAGUGGUAAUUGGUUAUCAGGCUCAUGCAGACACAGCUACCAAGAGUGGCUCCCUUAUGAAGAACAGAUUUGUUGUGUGAGCUCACUGGGCUUGAACUCAACCCUGGGCAGGAUGGCUAAAGAUGAGCUGCAUGAAGAUUUAGCAUGUAA
Messenger RNA from Protobothrops mucrosquamatus (brown spotted pit viper), 706 nucleotides. Its product is annotated as eukaryotic translation initiation factor 4E. The transcript is spliced from 8 exons. The coding region runs from base 1 to 636 and encodes 211 amino acids. Gene Ontology annotation, molecular function: RNA 7-methylguanosine cap binding; translation initiation factor activity. Lineage: Eukaryota; Metazoa; Chordata; Lepidosauria; Squamata; Viperidae. Gene Ontology annotation, biological process: translational initiation. Gene Ontology annotation, cellular component: cytoplasm; eukaryotic translation initiation factor 4F complex. The record is from RefSeq and is a predicted model, not a curated record.